AUGGGUCUCUCCACCAUCCUUCGUCGGAGGCGCGAUUCUGACGGGUCGGAGGGCAGUCCCUCCGCAGGAGCCCAGUCCACCGGCUACACUGAGAAUGCGACACUUGCGCCCACAUCUGAGACACCUUCGAUCACCAACGUCCCAGUGGACAGUCUGAAGCGGGAUCCGGAGCGCGACCUGAAGUCUGGAGAGCCGACCGUGGCCGAAGCGGAGAUCGAGGAAGAUCCUGAGAUCGCUGCUCUCCCGCUCGAGGUCCGCCAACUAGUCAGUCUCACCGAUGAUCCGACGCUGCCUACCAUCACCUUCCGCUACUUUGUGCUGUGUAUUAUUUUCGUCUGUCCCGGUGCUUUCCUCUCUAUGAUGAGUCACUUCCGUACGCGCGAGGCUCCUUAUUCCAUCUUCUUCGUCCAGAUUGCGUGUCACUACGCCGGCCACUUCUUGGCCCGAGUACUUCCAGCUUGGGAGGUCCGAUUCCCGUUCACUCGCUGGUCGUUCAACCUUAACCCCGCACCCUGGAGCAUCAAAGAGCACGUGCUGGUCACAUUGACAGCCGCGUCCGGCGCCACCUACAAUCUGGGCUACACCCCAAUUGCCAUGGCUGAGCUGUUCUACGGAGAGCGGGUCAAUGCCGGGGUUGCCAUCUUCUUCAUGUUUGCGAUUGUCUGGAUCGGAUACGCUUUUGCCGCGCUGGUGCGUCAGGUGCUGCUGUACGACCCCAUGUUUAUCUGGCCUCAGGCACUCAUGCAGACGACCCUUUUUGAGAGCUUCCGCAAACAGGAUCGAUCGUCGCCCCUUGCACGCCGACAAAUGAAGAUCUUCUUCUUUUCUCUACUUGGUAUGACGCUCUGGCAGUUCCUGCCGGAGUAUGUCUUCCCCUUCACCUCGUCACUGGCCUUCCUCUGCUGGGUUGCGCCACGCAACCCCGUGGCCAACUUCAUUGGCUCGGGUAUCGGAGGAAUGGGCUUUUUGAACCUCUCGCUCGAUUGGUCCAACAUCAACUGGAACGGGUCUUCGAUCCUUUUGACUCCUUGGUGGACGCAAGUGGUUCUCUUUGCGGCUUUUGUCUUCAACUGUUGGGUGCUCUUGCCCGCGGCCAAAUGGGGCAACUUGGGCUCGUUCAAGUACGGGCUGAUGUCCAAUUCCCUCCUGAUGGCGAAUGGCACCACCUACCCUACCCUCAAAGUGCUCACCUCCAACUAUCAACUGAAUGAGACCGCUUAUGAGCAGUACGGCCCGAUGUAUAUGGGUCUCCAGAAUGCGUGGGCGACAUUCUUCGACUAUGCCAAGAUCACUGCUGCUGUCACGUGGAUCUUGACCUUCGGCUGGACUCAGGUUUCGACCAACGUGAUGAAAUUUAUCGCCUCUCGCAAGAAGGUGUCUUCCACGCCCAACCAAGGCCUGAACUGGCAGUACCACGACCGGCUGAAUGUGAUCCAGCGGGCCUACAAGGAGGUACCCCUGUGGUGGUACCUUGCCCUCUUCAUGGCUGGGUUCGUGGCGUUGAUCGUCAUUAUCGCCUGCGGAUACCUCUGGAUUCCGAUUUGGACGCUCUUUGUCGCCCUGUCGACUGCCGGCGCGCUGGUGUUGCCGUUCGGGUUCUUAUAUGCGAUCUCGAACUACCAGAUCGCUGCUGGCUCGUUCAACGAGCUGGUGUACGGAUACAUGGUGGAGACAAAAGCGGGCGCUGGUCACCGUCACCCUUGCGGACCGUCGGUCUAUGGCUCCAUCGCCGGUGAUGCCUGGUAUCGGGCGCAGUACAUGCUCCAAGACCAGAAAAUCGGACACUACAUGCACAUCCCUCCCAAGACCGUUUUCUUCUCGCAGGUGUUCGGUACGAUCCUGGGCAUUCCGAUCAACUACGCAGUGAUCCGCUGGGUUCUGAACACCAAGGGCGAUUACCUGUCUGGGGCGACGACCGAUCCGCUCGGGCAGUGGUCUGGUCAGUCCUUGAAGUCUUCCAACACCCUUGGUGUGCAGUAUGCUGUGCUGGGACCUAGUCGUCUGUUCAAGGAAGCCGAGAUGAGGCCCCUGCCGUGGGCAUUCCUGGUGGGAGCGGUGGCACCGAUCGUUCUCUACAUUGCGCAUCGUCUGCUGCCCAAGUCGCUGCGAAUCGACCUGUGGAACGUCAGUAUCUUUUUCUCGGGGAUGGCGGUGUUCUACGGUAACUUGAGUACGGGAUACACGUCGGCCUUCAUUGGUGGAUAUGUCGUGAUGUACUGGGCGUACCGUCACCGGUUCGAGGUGUGGAAGCGGUACAGUUACAUGAUCGCGGCGGCGUUUGACGCGGGAUUCAACCUGAACAUGUUGCUGAUCUUCUUGUUCUUUGGAGCGGGCAAGCGCAUCUCGAUGCCCACCUGGUGGGGGAAUAACGCGGAUUCUGUGGAACGGUGCUUUGCGCUGGACUCAUAG
Messenger RNA from Aspergillus saccharolyticus JOP 1030-1, 2409 nucleotides. RefSeq names its product OPT family oligopeptide transporter. The record is from RefSeq and is a predicted model, not a curated record. Gene Ontology annotation, biological process: transmembrane transport. Gene Ontology annotation, molecular function: oligopeptide transmembrane transporter activity. The transcript has a single exon. Lineage: Eukaryota; Fungi; Ascomycota; Eurotiomycetes; Eurotiales; Aspergillaceae. Bases 1 to 2409 code for a protein of 802 amino acids.